Molecule: messenger RNA, 8213 nt
Organism: Spirometra erinaceieuropaei
Lineage: Eukaryota; Metazoa; Platyhelminthes; Cestoda; Diphyllobothriidea; Diphyllobothriidae
Source: the annotation of a GenBank genome assembly
AUGACGAAUGGUCUGUUCGCAUCCCGCGUAUGCAUUUUAGAUGAUAUUGAACUCCAAACCGCUAAGGAGAAUUGGGACUAUGCAAAGGAAGGUGUCAUAGUCUACGACGAAGAGUCAGAUGAGAAGGUUGUAAAGCAAGCCCUACUGACGGCAGUCGAGGGUAGGUAUUAUAUGUGACUAAUCAAACACUUUUUCUCUGAUUUUACUUUGACGACCAUCUCUAUCAUAUGGUUUGCAAAUUAUGAGUGUGUCAGCGGCAAAUACCCCUGGCGCCCGUUAACACACACACGACAGUUCGGCCGUCGUUGCCGAAGAUGUCUGCCGUGUGCUCCCCUGAAAAAUGAAACAGACACAGUAAAAUGUUGGACAGCGCAUCUACGCACGCACACACCAUGCUACCGUGGAUGUUAUAAUCAUCUGCUAGCCUAGUGGCCCUCUGUAACACGACCCAGUUCACUGCAUCCAUUUUUCGAGGUAUGUAAGUUGCGGGAAAACGCUUCGUACUCAUAUGGAAAAUUGCAUAUAUGGGACAAGGCGUCGGCAAUGGAUUUACGCCAAGCAAGAUUCUACCAUCUACCUCCAUCCCAUACGGCAAUUUUUCUUCUCAGCGCCACGGCUCACGAUCCAUCGUGCGUUUCGCAUUUAAGAAAUCAAUCUUAAACCGCACAUCAGUACUCUCUCCACGUACGCAAUUUAGAUGGCAUGGAACUUCGGCGUGCCCAGGAAGGUUGCGAGUGCGCUGAAGACGACGAGACUGUCCACAACGCACAGUUCUAUGAGGAGGCUGAAGAGGCAGUUACGUUGAGCACGGUCGAGGGUGGGCAUUAUCUACGAAUUAUCAUUUGGCCUUUUUCCGUUUUAUUAUUUAGAGGCUUCCGUAUCAUAUGGUUUGCAGUUAAUGAGAAUGUUAGAUAAUAUUUCUUUGCUGCCAAUGUAUAAUGGCUCACACACAUUGCCGUGGAAGUUGUAGAUGGCACUAAGGUACCAGUGGUGCUGGAAGGCCGGAUGGAGGCAGAGGAGGCCCCUGUCAUCCUACCGUCGAGGCAGGAUCCAGCCCAGAAAGAGCCACACAAAUGGAGAAUGUUGGCAGAAUGCGGUAGGUCAAUCUCUUGAUGUUUAAGGCACAGUUGUUCAUUGUCCAAAUGUCAGGUCUCAAGGUUGCUUCCCUGUCAUUAGCCCUACUGACAUUAUUUUAGCAAAUUAUAAGAUGGAGACGGCUCGCACAUGGGAAUCCGACGCAGUGGUAGGAGGAAUCUGUGUAUGAAGGCAUCAAUUCAUCAGAGGGAUUUGGCGCCCGGCAUAUUUGUUGAUAUUACCACCAAGAAAGCUUUCUGAUUUUAGAGUAAUUCUUAAGGUAGUUGUAGGUAAUGUCGCGAACAUACAUGUGCGAGAUAAGGCAAUAUUCUGUUGCGACAGUGCUUUUACUCAUUGUCAUGUCUGACGAUAAAUCGAGUGUUCUGCUGCGAAAAAUCAACCUACACUUAUUUGGCUUACAAUGUCACCUACCCGUACUCACUCACUCACCAUACGCAUUUUAGAUGACGUGGAACACAGGUGUGCCCAGGAACGUUGGGAGUGUGCUGACGAGGGCAGCGAGGUCCAUGCCACACAGUCGCAUGAGCAGGCCGAACACAAAGCCAAACUGGCCACGGUCCAGGGUAGGCAUUAUCUGCAAAUUGUCAAUCGGUCUUCCGUGUCAUAUGGCUUGCAGUUAAUAACAGGGUUAGGUGAAAUUUGUCCCAACACAUAUGUUCGAUGACCUCUCUCACACGCAAUCUCACUGUUGUAGAUGAUAUGGAUUUGCUGUUGGCGUCGGAAGGUCGAAGGGAGGCAGAGCACGCGUCCGUCGUCCUGCCGACCAUGACGCCAGCUCCGAUUGAGCACAAGUGGAGAAUGUCCGCGGCAAACGGUAGGUCAAUCUAUUAUCCACAGAUCAUACCUCAUUGUGCACUCACUGACAGCACUUUAACCAACGCAGACCAACUUCCCUCCAUUGAACUCUCCUUAAUGAAAGUCCGCGCCAAUGGCAGUUGUUUGACGAACUCGGCUAGAUCCGAAUCUUAAACAUAACAUGUAGAUUUCUCAGACUUCCCGACAUUAAUAUGACCCAAUGCAACUUACACUUUCGCACCAGAAAAUGGAAUAUGCAUGGUGUGCAUAGGUGGGCCCGGUGAUGUGUUCAUCAACUUGCAUUAUCUCAAUCAUGGGCGUUGAAAGACAGAUGUGUAUUUCUGGCAGAACUGGAACCACUCUUCUAGGUUGAAUACAUUCCUGAGUGUAGCAGUACAAAACAGAAGACAGACCGCUUCUCCAAUUGGGGUUAGCCUAAAAUUGGUACUGCAGUCUGGAUUAAUGCGUCCAGCGUCCCCAUUCUAUGACGUCCAAUUAAAGUCCAUAAGCCCACUUUACGAGUGAACUGCAACCGAUUUUCCAUUUCACUCCUUAACGCAACAACUAGGUUUCCGAUUUAAACAGCGUUUUGAAUUAAAUGCCCGAUGUCUCUUAGGUGACAACAACACGGAGGCCAUCUUCCCCGUCGUCUUCAGUGAUCCCCUCACCUGGUUGCCGGCUUGCGGCGACAAUCCAAUUUUAGUGGCGUCGACGGAUGCAACUGACGAAAUCGGUGAGUUGAUAUUUUGUCAAAAUUAAUUUGUACACUGAGACUCAGUAUUUUUUAGUAAGAAGAAUGUACCCCAACAGCCUGCGAGUCGUUAUAUGUGUUAUAUGCUAAGGUGCGAAGAAUUAGACAGGAUCGUUUCAACAAGAGCUUCAUUAACCUGACGUUGCGGAUUCUUACUGGAAUCCAUCAUCAGAGACAGAGUCAGAGAAGCGUACUAAAUUGCCCAGGUGUUACGAUGAUUACAGAAAUUAAUUGCCCGGCCGCUACAUACCGAUCACAUUUGGCAUCUCCCGAAUUAUUCGCGGAUCGACUGGCCAGGUGUUGAAGUAUGCAGUUGCUGCAAGUUCUCAAAACAGAGGCUAAGCUUUGCUAAAAUUCGAUAAUCAUCUGUGCGUCCCAUCACAUAUAUGCACUGAGGAAUUUCCAAGGCUGUUGACUGGGAUAUCAGCAGUUGUAGAUAGACAAUACACUAGCUGUCGCAUGUGGAGUUCUUGCGUAGAAAACGAUGUGUUUGUCAUCGAUGUUGCUAUUGUUCCUCAUGAUGACGAUGAUGAUGACGAUGAUGAUAAUGAUGAUGAUGAUGAUGACGACGACGACGACGACGACAAUGGAGAUAGAGCCCCGCAUGAUUUUCUGCGUCCCGACUUGGAAUACCUUUAUUCCAUUCUCAGUUUGCCAUCAUCACCACACCCAGCUUAUUAGAGACCUACAGACGCAAAAGGUCGUCGUGUUGGUCAGGUUCGUCUUCUUCGAAAAACACUGAAGAAUAUGCCAGAGGAAAAUGAGACAGGUGGAGCAUGAACACUUCGACUGACUUAGUGAGAUUCCAAGAGGAAUUCGUGAAAUGGAAUCUAGUCGCAACAUUGCAUUCCCAAAGUUUUCCCUCUGAUGAAUAAGACCUGUACGCUCACACGCUCGCCCGUAACGGGCAGAUGUUGAAGUGGAAGAUGACGUGUACACAACCACUUAGGCUGUUGCUUCCAUCGACCAAGCCAAACACAUUUAUCUAUCUCGUGAAGCCUAGCUGCAGAUGUGUAAUCAAGUCCUAUCCACGAGGGAUAAACUAAGACGCUAUCCAUUCAGCAAAUCUGAUUGUGCUUUCUUGCAGCACUGGCAGAAGACGGCAUACUAAAAAUCUUGUUGUCUUUCAAAGACCCACUAGGAGUCAAAGAUGUUGAUGUCCUACAUACGCCGCCGCCGUCGCCGCCGCCGCUGCCGCUGCCGCCGCCCUCUCUUCCCUCCACAAUCAGGCCUGAUAGUGACAUACAUACAUAAUGAAUGAGUCUCACAAGGCUCAGAUUCACUGACCAUUCCUCAGUCAAGGCAUGCAAUUUUCUCUCCUUCUCCUCCUCCCUUAGGACGUUCUCGCAAACGGCGGCGGCGGAGGAGGGUCAUUCGAUUGCUGCGAGGUCUCCUGUGUUGUGGCUAAGGCUUGCACACACACACACACUCUCUGAACAGACAACAUAUAUUCGGCAGAUGCUCUCAGUCUUAAUCAAGGAAAAUGUGACAGCCUAGAUGCUGAAUCAACACUGUUUCAAAAAUUGGAUUAACUAUCAGUCAUUCUAGAUCAACGCGCCUUGUCUUAUCAUGUGUAAGGAAGUUAGGAGUAUUUUGGCAUGUCCGAUCAGGCGAAUCAUGAAGCGCAGACCACCUUUCAUAUUCCUAGUCUGCAGUGUUGUCUGUGCAAAGAGUUUGUAUGCAGGCCUUAGCCACAACAAGGUACUGAUCGGCGCUGCAUGAUUCGCCUGAUCGGCCAUGCCACAAUACUCUUCACUUCCUUAGACAGGAUAAGAGAAUGCGGGGUGAUUUAGAACGGCCGCUAAUUAAUCCAAAUAUUGAAACUGUGUUGAUUCAGCAUGCAGGCUGUCACGUUUUCAUCGAUUAAGACUGCGACCAUCUACCGUAUGUAUGUAUAUAUGCAUAUGUAUUUUUAUGAUUGUUAAAUUGCGAUUUCAAAUAAAUGUUGCCUUUACAGUUUCAAACCUCAAUCUUCAUCUUAUUCGUCCGCAAACUGCGGUCGUUACCAAUAGUUGCUUUGACGUUGGCAAGUGAAGAAUAUAUGAUGUCGCCUUAGUCGAAUUCCUGCAGUAUCACUGGGAGUUAGUAUAAUAAUGAUUUGGAAAUGCACUUGGUGGGGUUUUAAUGUGACGGACGGGUGUGCAAUGUUACAUGAAUAUCUUACUUAAAUUGUGCCAGUAACAUAUUUGUUCGUGGAAAACGUUUUUACUGUGUGGAACUGCGAUAGGUGCGGCAGGGGGUCCUUUACAUGUACACAUGAAAUUUUAAGUGCGGUUAUAAACAGUGAGCACAAAGUGCAAUCAUUUGCGUGGUUUGCGGGCGAAAAUUUCAUUAAACGUGCAGAUAUGCGUUAGAUAGGGAUGCAGUGAGCAUCGUCGUUGGCGGCAAUGUCUCCAUCGCGUUUGUCGAUUUAACACGCAACCAGAAGGAUCCUCGUCUCUGGUCGAUUUGCAAUUUGACUGCCUAAAAAUAUGAUGGGCCUCCCAUACUGGCAGAAUGUCGAAAGCCAAAACGCCGAGAGGUGGUUGGGACAGGUAAUGGUUCUGGAAGGGGUGUCAACAAAGGCAAGGGAGGUUGGGAGGGCUAUAUUUGACUUAUUAGCCAUCACCUCUCAGCUAGCCGUAAUCCAUCGCACCCUUGCAGGACACGGGUUCCUGUGGUAACUGAGCGUUUUUAGGUCCAGGGUUCUAGCAUUCAACUACUAAGUGGUUGUCCUGUCACGCACAACAGGGCGAGCAUGUCUUUUAAUUUGAUCGGUGAAAGCCCAAAACAAGAUAGCUUCGUUUCUGUCUACAUUGUUUGGUGUUUCUUCCAUUUAGUUUGUCCCGACGCCAUGUCUGCCGCACCCAGCAGCUACGGCCAGCUGCGAAGUCGUCUAGAUUAACAGUCAAAUCGGUUGGGAGAAAACAGAUCGGCUUUAUUUUCACAACGGGUCUGACCUCAGGAUGACUACGUUGAGUGUGGAUCCUCAACAAUUCGUGCUAAUCUGAAGCCACUUCAACCUGCAGGUAGGCGUCAACCAGACCAAACUUGGCAUAGCAAGUGUUACUAUUCAACAGGGUGAACAGAUCAGCGGCGACCAACGGUGCAUAUUAAUAGCUGAGGCGUCGUCAAAUUGGCAUGACCCGUCCUGAUACUGUACCGUAACACGAACCGUAUGCACACGACAGUUCGACCGUCGAUUUCGACGAUGUCCACCGUGUGCCCCACAGACUGCAUUGUGGGAACAGGAACGGUGAUUUGCGCAGGGGUUUAUAGUGCGGGUAGACUUGUGCUGCAUCUACCUACACUCUCUCAUCCUCCCUCGCCCGAGCCCGGUGUCAAGACCAAGUCAAGAAGACCGGAGACGGGGGAGGCCGCAGGUGGAUGGCUCGGACGGAUCCUCGCCUUGGCGUUCCACUCCGCACCCCUGGUCCACACACAAAUGACCAGGAUUUUGACCGCAAAACAAUGGGGUGGUGGCAGCGGUCCAGUUGUGCGACGAAUCCCGACAACAGGGUCCGCCAGCGCACCUCGCAAAUCUUGAAAUUUGUUAUUGCGCACAGAUAACGCCUGCCAGAGUCCGAUGUGGCCCCUGUUUUGGUCCAGCGCAUCUAACACUUGGCCCGUUUGGAGGGCACACGCACACACACACACACAAACACACACUCUCUCACACACAAACACACGACCAUUGUCCCACAACACCAACAUGACAGAGAGACAAAACACUAUUGGUCAUGACAAAAUAUAAUAUCACUUAAAAGGGGGACCCCAAUUAAGUGUCAGUAGCCUGUGGAUCUUGUCAUAUGGGAUUAAUCUUGGGAUGCAUUUGCAGGGUCUUGCAGCAAUUACACUGCCAAUAACGAUUACUUCUCAAGACCUCAUACCUUAACUCAAAAUCCGUUAUUUUGUUGGAUUUACUUUUUGCUUAUUGUUUAAUUACUACUCUCAUUUACGUUAACGUACAAUAGCGUAGGAUAAGACAUAUGGCAUAAAUCCAGGCAAUUUCUAUGCUUACUUGCAUUUUGUCAGUUAACUGUCUAGCAUGCUCUCUCACCCAGAAAACUCCCUUUACUUUGAAGAAGAAGACAUGAUCGCCGAGACAAGAGCUUUCUUAACCUGACGUUUCGGAUUCCUGCUCGAAUCCAUCCUCAGAGACAAAAGCAGAUAAGGGUGGUUAAUGCAUAUGGGGCUGCAGUAUUUAUAGGAUGCAGUAGCCAUACUGCCGCAUGCCUUUGAAUAUUCACGGCUCCCCCCUUCAUCAGGGAUCGUUGCACGUGGCGUGACGGCCGACAUUCGCGCCGUUAAUUGCUGCAAUUUCAUCACGCGCGUUGGAUAUUGGUGUGAUGAUUGCUUGACCAUCUGACGCACUGGCCCUUGUGUUGGGACAAGUGUUCGCCUAUGCUCUCCCCGUGUGGCCAAUUAUUCCGCCUAGGCGAAGUAUCAGCACCGAGUAUGGAAGUGGAAGAUCAAUGCACUUGUUAAUGGACUGGGGGCCCGUAAGCCAUGACUCAAACAGCUCCCGGCUCACGCGGUUGUCACCUCUUGCGAGAAAUUCGGCCUCGGCACAUUUGAAUUUACCAUAAAUCACGUAUGGCGCGAUUUACAGUCUACUGACGGUUAAUUGGGGUCCUUCUCUAUAACGUUGCCCGUCCUCGUUAUUUUUUUUAGCAUCCCCUUCAGGUUAGCUAGACUUUCAUCCCAUCCGAUGCAAAAAGGAGGACUAGAAUUGUCGCGCAAUUUCUCUCAGACAGAGACCAAUCAGGUGCUAAGCAUGCACUUUGGUCGCAGCCACUGACGACACUCUGUCAAAACAGUGUAUGCGACACUCAGGUAUCCCGCAUGUGCAGCGAACGUGGGAUCGAAUGAUCCCACUUGAUCCCAUGUGAACACUCCCAACAAAAUCCCAAGCGCCAAGUCCGACUGGUCAAGGUGCAUGUCUUGACCUGGAUGAUUGUUGACUAAUUCUUACAAAACCUCUGGCUGCCCAUUCUGGGGAGCAUAAAACCUCCACAGAACCUUCCCCAUGCAGAAUAUAUUCGUUUAUUAAUGUUUUGAUAAUAUAUUCUAAUGUUUUGCAAAUUAGAAGCAAACGCUGUCCUAACCCGACUAAAAAUCAUGCAAUUAAAAACAACCUGGUCGUUUAAUUUAAAAGAUCAGGAAUGCCAGUAGGUGAGGAAGCUACCAAGCAAUUGCCCUCCGUGAUCGUCAAUAACUCUACCGAACUGUCCUGACAUGCUGUUACUUAUCUGUUACAUAGGGGUUCUUUGAAAUGCGACAUAUGGAAUUGUGGUAAACUGCUAAAACAGUGCCAGGACGACUAAGGUAAUGGUGGUUAUGACGACGACGAGGGGACGGCGACGAGGAUGAUGAUGAUGAUGAGGAGGAGAACGAUGCUGAUACUGCUGCUGCCUAUGCUGCUGAUGUUGAUGAUGGUGAUGAUGAUGAUGAUGAUGAUGAUGAUGAUGAUGAUGAUGAUGAUGAUGAUGAUGAUGACCACGACGACGACGACGACGGAGAAGAAGAUGCUGCAGAUAAUACCGAUAGCGCUGCAGUUGCCAAAGAUGACGAUGAAAAUUAUGCUGAUUAA